CGCAUCGCUGCCAACCCGACAUUUGCAACUGCGCAAAAGUGAUCAACACCCCCGAUAAUUCGGCAAGGUAUUCCUAAGCAGAGAUUAGGCUUGUCCUCGGUCUGUUGCUGAGAUCUCUUGCAUCGCGUGUCUUUCAACCCAAAGACCUUAGAGUGCGGCUGCCGUUUUGAAGUGCUUAGAUUCGGGCGCCGCACCACAACUACACUAACGCCGACGAGUAGUCUCUCUUUCUUGCGACAGAGCUCUUGGUGUCUCCGAUUCGACCAACAGCGUUUUCUUUUCCGACACCCUGGGAUUGCCCCGCAACGUGCUUUUCCUGGCCAACUCCGUGUGUACGGCCGUCGAGAUGCCCGAACUCUAGCCACAAAAUCACCGCCAUGUCCCAAUACCCGCCUCCGUAUGGCUACGGCCAAUAUCACGGCCAGCCGCCACCUCAAGCAUACGCCUAUCCAAACGUUCCCGGUUAUCCUGCGUCCGCAGCCAUUCCCUACAACCCCUCCAUGACCCCAUCACACCACGAUGCGUCGCAGGCUGCUUACGGUAUGAAUUUGACCCAUAUACCUGGGCUUGGGAUGGGAGGGGCGGCUCCAGUCAACACCUAUGGCACCUUCGCGUCGGGUGCUGCGUCGUGGAACCAGCCCAAUGGACCUCCAGUUCCGACAUCAAACGCACCCCUCCCGACACAUGGCGCAAACCAUUUUAACUUCGACGGCCCUCCGCCCAGCUCUUCCGGUGCUUCGAAAUCUGCUGUGCCGCCUUCGACUCAGCCCGCGCAAGGACCGCAAGGACAUCCACGCCCAAGCGCAGCUGUUGAGAUGGAAGAAGGCGAAUUGAGCGAGGGUCAGUUCGAAGACCUCUACGAGCCGCGAGAAGACGCUUCUGAUGCGCCCGCGCAACCCAUUGACAAGCCCGUACCUUUACCGGCUGCAGAAUCGAGUCAACCGGCCAGCACUGCCGACACUCCCGACGGAGGGUUUUAUGGCACUGAUGAAGAUGACGGUGGUAAGGAUCCGAGGGGUCCUGAAGGCCGUGAGCGUUCGGCGUCCUACUCGCCCUUUUUAUCCCCACGGGAGGUUCAAAGUGAGAUCCCAACACCGCAAAGGGUGGCGGAUCAGGGACCUCAAACAGCCUCGGCUCAACCAGACGUGGGGACGCAGAACUCGACCGUCCCAGGCCUGCGGUCUCCGGCUCAGGCUUCGACAACGGCCUCUGCCAACAAUACUUCUUCCAAACUCGAAGGUCCCGCAUAUCAAUCGCAAGACGACCCACUGAACUCGUUCAAAUCCCUUCAAGAGGCCAAGAAGGAGGCGCAGAAGGCUAUCCUGCGGUUAUGGCCAUUGGGUGUUAAAUACCAGAAUUACAUUGACGAAGGGUUUGAUGAAAAACUAAUCAAGGGGCUCUUCCUUGACCUUCAUCUCGGCAUGCCAAAGGCAGCUGCCAGCCCGCCCGAUGCGCCAUCUAAAGCAACACAACCGCAUCAGGGUGGCGGAACUGACUCGAGCAAGUCAAGCCAAGCAUCCAACCUGCAGCUGCAGGCGACUACUGCCGCAAAGGAGACCUCCUCCACGUCGGAACAGCCACAGAAGGGCGAAGAACGUAAGGACCGCAUCGCACGGCUCCUUGCAGCGAAAGCAGCGAAACCACCAGCGGCGCUGAACCCGCCCAAACCCGCUCCAACAGCUCCCGAGAAAGCAGCUCCGGAGAAACAGCAGCCGGAGACUUCGUCAGCAGCGCAGACGUCAACUGCUCCUCGAGGCAAGACGUGGGGCGAGAAAGAACGCUUGCUUCAACAGAAGAUAGCUGCUUUGCAGAAGGCUCGAGAAGCCCGAAAGUCUGCAGAAGCCACAGCUGGCGCGAAGGCUGUACAAGGGGAGGAUAGUAAUAAUGGGACUCUCAAACCCCAAGGAGUUACGACAGGGAGCCCCGCUCUGCCAUCUAUCCCGACAGGCCCUCGAGCACCCAACGGAGUUCAACGGCCGGCCAACUCCCAACCAGCUCUCUCCCAGCCUCACCCCUCUCUCUUCGGCUUAGCCCUGACACCGAACGGUCCACAGAUCACUUCGAACCAGCGCAAGCGCCCAGGAGCAUUAGACUUCGUCGACUAUCCAUCUGGGCCGAGCGCCGCCAAGCGACCCUUUGCCCAACCUCGCCAAGAGACCUCGCUUAUUAUUGAUGUUAGUGACGAGUCUGAUGACGGGGAGAUGGAGAUGGAUAUGGACAUGGGCUCGCCGAUCGAGGAGACAAUGCCGGUUCAAACCGGCGGCAUGUCCAGUCAACGUGGACCGGUCAUCCGUGACUUUCCGCCGCUGACAGAUAGUUCAUCCAAACGCCAAUUGUCGAGUCCUGCGCCUUCUGUAACACCGCCUGGGGGGCGAGUGAACCGGACAACGGAGCUGGAUCUGAAAGAAAAAGCCAUACAAGAGAUGAGACGGAAGAUCGCCCUUGCAGAGGCGAAGAGGAAGGUCAAGCAAUCCGCAGGUGGUUCGGUCACGCCAAAUCGGUCAGAAACAGAGAACAAGGUGGGCGAAGGUCCUCGGCCGCCGUUGACCCAAACGACCGAAUCCACAAGCAGUCAGGGUGGCUCGGAGAGGGGUUCUUCUGGACCUACACCGGAACCGUCGACAGCCAAACCGCCCAAGCCAUCCGAGACACACCUGGACCCGCUUCAGCGAGCUCAACGCCGGGGCCGUAUCAUGAGCCUUGAAAUUCCCCGAGUCGAGUCUUCCCUCUCAGAAAAGAUGAAGCGGUUAAAGCAACUUCAAGACGAAGAAGAACGGCUCAAGGCCGAAAUUGAGAGGAGCAUCGCCGAGCAGAAGAAGCUAGCUGCAGAAUUGCAACAGCUCGACACAGCUUCGCCUUCCACCGAGGCUGCGAGGCCAAACGGAUCAGAGGCAGGGGAUGGUGGAGGUCAACCAUUCCAGUCACAACCCCGAGAGACGUCGAGCGAUUGGCAGGAAGAUGAAUCUUCCGUUUCGCAGACAGGAAGCGUGACAGCAAAUGCCCAGACGCGCCGAUCUUCGUUUACCCAAUCCGUGUCUGGCGAAAAAACUGGCGAUGGACUGAAUGAAGGUCAAACCCCGAGCAAUCAGUCGGAAGAGCGGCCUGCUGCUCACGAUGGCGACGGCUGUAUUGGAGGCCGUGCGAUGAGUGACUCCGCCGACCAUCCACACGAAAGAACGACAGAGACAGAGACAUCUCCACCAAAGAGCGAUGCGGUUGUCCAAGGAAAUGCCGGGGAUUCGCCAAUCCCUUCGUCAGCACUAACGCCAGCCGCAAACAAUGCUGCUGCCUCUGAUGUGCCCGAACAACUGGGCAGUCCGAAUGCCGACGAGACCACACCGAUGGAAUUAGAGUCGCAAUCGCCUAGCCCGCAGGCGCUGGAGCAUGCCAGCAGUGCCAAUGCGGAGUCUCCGGCACCAUUGCCCGACCAAAUAUCAGGACCCGCGCAACCCCGAGAGGCAGCGCAAGAGAUAGAGACCGAAGUCGCAGGAGAAGUACAUGUCGUUUCUUCCCCUGCCACUGGGACCUCGGGGCUGACGGAGCAGCAGGUACAGGGUUACCCAGUGUCCAAAUCCGAGAGCACGUUGAAACCAUACCAAAGCCCGCUUCGCUAUUUCCACGCAUACCGGUUCCAUCCAGAGUACCCAAAAGCAGUUGCCGGUGGCCUGAGGUCUUUGACUUACAGCAACAGAAUUGACCCCGACAAGGAGCUGUGCCCUUCCGAGCUUACUGGAGAACAGUGCCCAGACAAUUGCGAGUAUCAGCACUUCAGCUCCAUCAGUGCACCCGAUGACCAAAUCCUCCUGGAGCUCGGAAAUUCCGACGACUUUACUGGCGACCAAAAGAGCGGGUUCAUCCAAGGCCUGCGGGAGCUUCUCCAGAAAUUCAAGGCCGAUAAGGUCAAGGACUUCGACACUAUAGCGCGCGGAAUCGUUGAAUUCCGCUCCCGGUUUCUCGGAGACAAGUCCAAGGUGCUCCGGUUGGAGGGUGUCACCAUCUGAUAUAACCCCUAUUCAGCUGGGAUUUUGAACUGGACAGUGGCAAGCCCCACGUCACCAGCCCAGUUCUGCGUGCCCACUCGACAGUAGAUUUAUUACCAGCUUCUUCAUUCUUUCCCCCGUGCGAGUUCU
Thermothelomyces thermophilus ATCC 42464 is the source of this 4130-nucleotide messenger RNA. RefSeq lists its product as uncharacterized. Lineage: Eukaryota; Fungi; Ascomycota; Sordariomycetes; Sordariales; Chaetomiaceae. Gene Ontology annotation, cellular component: nucleus; exosome (RNase complex). The transcript has 3 exons. The record is from RefSeq and is a predicted model, not a curated record. Bases 378 to 4001 code for a protein of 1207 amino acids.